UUUCGUACAAACUUGGCUAAUUUUCUCUUCAAAGAUGGCACCAAAGGCAGAGAAGAAACCCGCAGAGAAGAAGCCAGCAGCCGAAAAAUCUCCGGUCGCCGAGAAAUCAAAGGCCGGGAAGAAGCUACCCAAAGACGGCGGUUCCGCCGCCGCCAGUGACAAGAAGAAGAAGAGAUCUAAGAAAUCGGUCGAAACCUACAAGAUCUACAUCUUCAAAGUGUUGAAACAAGUUCAUCCCGAUAUCGGGAUCUCGAGCAAAGCUAUGGGGAUCAUGAACAGCUUCAUCAAUGAUAUCUUCGAGAAGCUUGCUCAGGAAUCUUCGAAACUUGCUAGGUAUAACAAGAAGCCUACUAUCACUUCACGGGAAAUUCAAACUGCUGUUCGAUUGGUUCUUCCUGGUGAAUUGGCUAAGCACGCUGUAUCUGAGGGUACUAAGGCUGUUACCAAAUUCACCAGCUCUUGAAUUUAGGUUUUUUUUUUGCUGUUUUUAACUGUUGGGUUUAUGGGGUCGAUUAGGGUUUUGUGAUGUAAAGAAGAAACAAUGAUUAGUUAUCGGCAUAGAUUUUUCAAGUU
Messenger RNA from Solanum tuberosum (potato), 573 nucleotides. RefSeq names its product histone H2B-like. Gene Ontology annotation, cellular component: nucleosome. NCBI's taxonomy places the organism in Eukaryota, Viridiplantae, Streptophyta, Magnoliopsida, Solanales, Solanaceae. Gene Ontology annotation, molecular function: DNA binding; protein heterodimerization activity; structural constituent of chromatin. The record is from RefSeq and is a predicted model, not a curated record. The coding region runs from base 35 to 463 and encodes 142 amino acids. The transcript has a single exon.